Ascochyta rabiei is the source of this 2445-nucleotide messenger RNA. RefSeq lists its product as uncharacterized. Bases 1 to 2445 code for a protein of 814 amino acids. NCBI's taxonomy places the organism in Eukaryota, Fungi, Ascomycota, Dothideomycetes, Pleosporales, Didymellaceae. The transcript has 3 exons. The record is from RefSeq and is a predicted model, not a curated record.
AUGGCCGUCAAGACGUAUCUUGCGUGCACUUUGGCGCUGCUUUUGUCUUCUUUAGGGAACGCUGUCGUUGUGCCUGCCUUUGUUGCGGUUCCGUCUCUGUCGGGCGGUUCGAGCUUGGUUGUUACAUCCGCCAGCUCUGUCGGCUCUGCUACUCCUGCCAGCGAGCUUGUUAGCUCUACCGCCUCGUUGAGCUCUACCGCCUCGUUGAGCUCUACCGCCUCGUUGAGCUCUACCGCCUCGUUGAGCUCUGCCAUCUCAUCAAGCUCUACCGCCUCGUUGAGCUCUACCGCCUCGUUGAGCUCUGCCAUCUCAUCAAGCUCUAUCAUCUCAUCAAGCUCUAUCAUCUCAUCAAGCUCUAUCAUCUCAUCAAGCUCUACCGUCUCAUUGAGCUCUAUCAUCUCAUCAAGCUCUACCACCUCGUUGAGCUCUGCCAUCUCAUCAAGCUCUGUCAUCUCAUCAAGCUCUAUCAUCUCAUCAAGCUCUACCGUCUCACUGAGCUCAUCUGUCUCACCGAGCGCUUCGGCUGCUGCGUACCUCCUCACCUGCGAAGGAAAGGAUGCGGGCUCCACGUUCACGCACACGACUUCGAAAGGGACCUAUGACGUUACUUGCGGCGCGGACUACCCCAACGGCGACCUCAAGUUCCUCUGGACCGACUCCUUCGACGCUUGCGUGGCUGCUUGCGACGAGGAAAGCAGCUGUCUCACUGUUGCAUUCCGAUCCGGUGCCUGCUACUUGAAGAACCAGUUGACCACUUCGGUGUCCGAUGCGGGCAUCUGGUCGGCAAAGAAGCAUGAUGCGGUUACCACCCCGAGCAGCACUGGUCCGACCUGUAUUGACAAGGCGAGCGAUGCUACUACGUACCGCUCCUCGAGUGGAAAGAACUUCAAGAUCGUUUGCGGGAGAGAAUACUACGGUGGUGACCUGACUUCCGCUAGCACAACCUCCUUCAAGGAGUGCAUCGACACUUGCGCCACUACGGCUGAGUGUGUUGAUGUAUCCUAUGUCAAUGGCGCAUGCUACCUCAAGCGCUCCACAUCCACCCUUAUGGACGCUGGCCAUGUUUGGACUGCGGAAUUGAUCGACCUGGCCUCAACCACGACCUCAAUGGCUUCGACCGCCUCCGCAGCUCCUACCACCUCGGCUGCUACCGAGAAGAAAGAGCUUACAUGCAUCGACGGCAAAGACAACCAAAAGUCGUAUGUUGCUGCAAACGGUGGCACUUACGUUGUCGAAUGCGGAGUGGACUACGGGGGCAACGAUCUACAAGCCAUCGACUCGCCAACAUUUGCUGCCUGCAUGGACACUUGCGAUAGCACAGAUGGCUGCGUAGACGUGUCUUACGUAUGGGGCCGCUGCUACCUCAAGAGCUCGGCAACAUCCAGCUCCCCGGCUGGUUAUGUCUGGACUGGUCGCAGGACAAGUGCUGGUCCUUCCGAUACCGAAGUCCUGUCUGCUCUGAACCAGGAUGGAGGCAGCUUUUGCACGUCGUACAUUAACUACAAAGCACCUGUAACAACCAAAGUCACGACGACCACCCCCGGCGCUUCGACCGUCCUGUCUGUUCGGACUGAGAGAUCUACAUCCACCAAGUUCUCCACCGCUUACAUCACGUCGCUCGCGAUUCAGACUCUGCCUGCCCUCGAGCCCCGACAAGCCAUUCCAACGCCUUCGGUCGUCUCCGGAUUGCCCGCCACACGGAUCUCUAGCAUGUGCUCUCUGGUGGCUACGGGUACUUCAACAGUGGUAUCGACUGCCACAGCAAGUGUUGCGCCGACUAUACUAGUUUCAACCCUGACGACUGUCGUUCCGGUUACACGAUACACCGCAGUCACUACAGUUGUCACCAGUACGACAAGAGCUCCCAACCCGACCGCUGCCGUGAACCUGGACUUCGAGACCGGCGACCUGUACGCUUGGCGCCCAUACGCCUCUCGAGACUUCUCGGCCGCUGUGGUAUCUCCCGGACAUGUGCGGAGCGGCGUGACCUCCAACUGGGCGGUUCAGAUGUCUAAGAAAGCAGGUACAACGACAGGGUACAGCUUCUACGAGCUCCAACAGAAUGCGCCCAACCUUGCAGCCGGGCAGACGUACCGCAUCGAGUUCAGCUGGAAGUACAGUGCCGACGUUGGGUCGAGCGACGUGUGCAGCACCUGGGUCGCGCUGUGGGGUGUUGGCAUUGCCAAUGUAAGUCGAACUGCCAAACCCGCACGAUAUCGCCUUGCUGACACGUCUCCCUUAGCUUAUUCCUUCCACCACCUCCUCGCGACUCAGCAACGAGCACAGCCUGUACUCUACCACGAAAUGCGGCACUGCUACCAGUUUUGCGUCGGCCAAACAGGCGCCGCAGCAGCCUGGAGAAUGGCGAAGGUACACUGUGUACUACCGGGCGCCAACUUACGUUCUAAACAACUUGAAGCAGAUUUGGUUUGGCCUGCAGUGUAA